AUGAAAGAUAUCAUGAAAAAGGAGAUCACCAAAUGGCUUGACGUGGGAGUCAUUUAUCCCAUCUCUGACAGCCAGUGGGUAAGCCAUGUCCAAUGUGUGCCUAAGAAAUGGGGCAUGAUUGUAGUCACUAAUAAUGAAAAUGAGCAGAUACCCACCAGAACAGUGACUUCGACGGAGGUGGUAGUCAGAGGGUGGCCAAUGGAGUUGGUGGCCAGAAUGUUGCCAGUGUGGGGGGAAGGGAGGUUUCCAGAGGUUGGUCGAUGGUGGUCGGAGUUGACCAUUAACAACUGGAGGUUGGCCAACGACGGUCAUCAAGGUGGCAGCCAGAGUUGGCCGGUGGCGGUCGCCAAGGUGGCAGCCGAAGUUGGUCAAUGA
This is a messenger RNA of Benincasa hispida (wax gourd), 375 nucleotides long. The record is from RefSeq and is a predicted model, not a curated record. NCBI's taxonomy places the organism in Eukaryota, Viridiplantae, Streptophyta, Magnoliopsida, Cucurbitales, Cucurbitaceae.